Molecule: messenger RNA, 10250 nt
Organism: Biomphalaria glabrata
Lineage: Eukaryota; Metazoa; Mollusca; Gastropoda; Planorbidae
Product: protein mono-ADP-ribosyltransferase PARP4-like
Exons: 42
Coding region: 169-7113 (2314 amino acids)
Molecular function (GO): NAD+ poly-ADP-ribosyltransferase activity; protein binding
Source: RefSeq, a predicted model, not a curated record
AUUCAGCGACUCAGUUUCUAUUUUAGGAUUCACGCAAAAACCCUUAUCCAUUAUAAUCAUCUUUCCUUCCUGCAUUUAUAUAAAUAUAUCUAGAUAUAUUCUAACUCUUCCAAUCGAUACAUUCACGAUCUAUAUUAAUUGAGUCUAGAUCAAUUGCAUAAAACAAAAAUGGCUAUAUUCAAAGGAAUUCAAAUAGCUGCUGAUUUUGGUUACAAUCUAGGCUUUAAGAAAAAAUUAGAGAUGCGUAAGAAGAUUGUUGAAAAUGGAGGCAUCAUCAGUUUUAUUGUUACAAAGAAGUGCCAUUUUGUUGUAACAAGUGAUCCUGAAAAAUGCCAGCUGUCAACAAAAUGUAGAAUGGCCUCCAAAUAUGGUCUACCAGUUCUCAAUCUGGAUUACAUCUGGGACUGUUUACAAGCUGAGAAACUUUUGCCUACAGAGUCUUAUAUUGUUGGAGGAAAGAGCAAAUUUUUAGAUUUCAAGUCUGGAAAAAUUUCAGCUUUAAAUCCACCUGAGAAGUCUAAAUCAUUUGCCUCCAAAGCCCCAUUUAAUCCAAAAUCAGUGAAGAUUUGGCAUCACGGAGAUGAAUCCCAGCCUUAUUUUGAAGAAGAAAGCUAUGAAGUUGCAAAGUUCUGUAUUUUUCUUGGUUACAACAAGCUGUCAAAAAGUGAAGUGGCUCACAUUGUUGAGCUUCAUUCAUCCAUUCUUUUAUCAAAAAAAACCUCAGUUGAAAAUAUGGAGGAAGAAAAUGAUAAAGGCCCAUCUUUAUAUAGAAUUGUCUAUCAGCAAGGAAACAUGAAAGAUUUGGAAAAAGGUAACAUUUGUAAUACAGAAUUUCGGUAUGUACCAACAGCAGAACAAGCUCUAGCUUGUUUCUCAAUGCUCUAUGAAGAACUAAAGAAGAAACCAGAUUUGACAAAACAAGUUGGCCCUAUUCGUGGAGUAGGUUCUCUGAAACUUCAGCGUUUGAUGGCACAAUCUUCACAAUUGAAUGUUGGCUGCAGUGCUGAUGUUAAGGAACUGGUUGAACACAUCUGGCAGGAAGCAAUGUCUGAGAUUACAACACUUUUGGGUGAAUUAAGUAGCAUUCGUCUAGAGCAGGUUGAAAAAGCAGAAGCCAUUCUUGUUAAAAUCCGAGAGGCUAUGAAGGUUUCAGCUUCAGACUCUAAAAUUCAGUCCCUCAUUUCAGAAUUUUAUUCCAUAUUGAAACACAGAAAUGAAAAUACAGACAUCAAAGAGUCUGAAAGGAAAAAAUGGUGUGUUCAGAAACAGGACAUGUGCCAGUUGGUGAAAGACAUGAUCUCGGCAAGUGAGAUGACCAACUUUCAGGAAAGAAGUUUCACAGACGCCAAGUAUGCUGCUCUUAGAUGUCAGAUCAGACAGUUGGCUAACAGUGAGAGACAAGACGUUGAAGAUUUAAUCAGAUCUUCCAUGGAUAGUCCAAACCAAGAUUUGCUGAUAUCCAAUGUUUUUGAAGUCUGGAGACAAGUGGAAGAUAUUGAUUUCAGAUUUGACAUUGAACCAAAACGUUUGCUAUUUCAUUCAUCUAAAAUUGAGAACUUUGUUGGUAUCUUAUCUAGAGGCUUACUGUUACCUAAAGCUGUUGUGGACGACAUGGGAGGAAGUCGAACUGAUGAGGGAUCUCUGGGAUGUGGCAUUUAUUUUGCUAGUGAUUUCAAUACCAGUGUUCAAUACUCUACACCAAGCAAAACCAAAGGAUCACGUUUAUUACUUAUCAAUGAGGUAGCCCUCGGACAAAUCAAAGAUUACACUACACAUGAAACAAGUCUUGUGGCGCCACCACCAGGAUACAAUAGCACUCAUGGAGUGAGCAAAAAAUGUGACAAAUCAUCUUUGUUUGAACAUGAUGAGUAUGUGGUGUACACAGUGAAUCAGCAAAGAGUCCGUUACCUAGUUGAAUUUAUGGUAGCUGGAGAUCAAGUGAAAUCUAUGCCCAAAACAACUGAAAUAGACUCCAACCUUUUGUGCGAUGAUCUGGAGAACACAACCCUCAAUGAUGUGAUUGGCGUAUCAGAUCCAUUGUUAAAAGUAGUUCCAGGUCUUGUUGGGAAUAAAAAUGCCCAAGUUGAACUGAGAGGAGUACACAUUAGAGCUAAACUCAUAGAUCUUGCAGCUCAGGUGGUUGUGCUUCAGGAGUACUACAACAACACUGGGGAGUCUAUUGAGGCCAAGUAUGUGUUUCCUCUUGAUGACGCUGCUGCUGUUUGCGGCUUUGAGGCUUUCAUCAAUGGCAAGCACAUAGUGGGUGAGGUGAAAGAAAAAGAAGUGGCCCACAAGGAGUACAAGGAAGCCAUUAGUCAAGGUCAUGGAGCAUACUUAAUGGACCAGGAUGAAGAAACACCUGAUGUGUUUACAGUCAGUGUGGGCAAUCUUCCUCCCAGUGCCUGUGUGUUGAUCAAAAUAACUUAUGUUGCUGAGCUGCAAGUGGAGGAUGAGCUGAUCAGUUUUAUACUGCCAGCAACUGUAGCUCCAUGGAAAGAAGACUCAGCUCUGAAGUACUCUACUCAGGAAGAACUGAAAAGUCACAAAAUGGCUGCUGCUAAUACAACAGUCCAAGUUGCCUUAGAAAUGCCAUUUGAAAUCAGAAGUUUGCACUGCCCUACACACAAAGUUAAGAUUAAGCAAACAUCCACCAAGGCCUAUGUUGAAAUGUCCCGUAGGCAGAACUUUGGGUCAGGAUUUCAGUUGCUGAUUGGUCUGGCUGAAAUCCAUGUGCCCAGAAUGUGGGUGGAACGACUUCCUGAAUCACAGGACCAGGCUUGUAUGCUGACAUUUUUCCCAGAGUUUGAAGCACAGGAAAGUACAGAAGGAGAAAUCAUUAUUCUGUUAGAUGUUUCAAACUCCAUGAAGGACAAAGCUUUAAAUGAAGCUAAGAAAGUGGCACUUCUCAUUUUGAAAUCUUUGCAGCCAAACUGGCAUUUUAAUAUUGUUAAAUUUGGUUCAGAUUAUGAAGAGCUGUUCCCUGCUCCAAAGCUGAAAACUCAAGAAAAUCUGGAAUUAGCAGAUCAUUUCAUCCAGAUCUCUAUGGCCACCUGUGGCAAUACUGACGUGAUCCGUCCACUGUGGCCACUUUAUCUGCUCCCAAACCAAAAAACACAAAGAAAUGUUUGUCUCAUUUCUGAUGGCCAUUUGAACAAUAAUGACCUGGUGAUGAAACAUGCUCGUGCCAACUCUUUACAUACCAGAAUCUUUACUUUUGGUGUAAGUGCUACCUGCAACAACUAUGCUCUAAAGGCAUUAGCUCGUGUUUCUGGAGGUGCCUUUGAGUUCUUCAACAUUAAAACUAAGUCCAAGUGGGAGUCUAAGGUGAAAACUCAGCUCAACAAGGCCAGCCAACCAGGGCUGACUUCUGUCUCAGUAGAAUGGCGCCAGUAUAAUGACAAUCUGCCACCACCCAUACAGGCUCCUCAUCAAAUCACUGCCUUGUUCAAUGGGUCACGACAAGUUAUUUAUGGCUUUGUGCCCAAUUGUACUAUGGCAACCCUGUCGGCCAAUGUUGGAGGGCAACAAGCUUCCACAGUUGUUUCCACUUCUGAACUCUCCAUUACUGAAGGAAAUCUUGUCCACCGUUUGACUGCAAGAGCUGUAAUCAGAGACUGGGAAGAUGGAAUGUUAUCAUCGGACAGAACAGGGCAUGAGAUCGCAAAGAUGGAUCAGAAGAAUGGCAUCAUAGAGUUGAGCAAACAAUUCUCUAUUGUCACACAGUUCACCAGCUUUAUUGCAGUUGAGAAAAGGGAAGAGAAUGAGAAAGAUGUUUUGCCAACUGGCCCAUCUAUUAAAGAUUUACUGAAUAAAGAGAAUGUGGACAUUUUGCCUUAUAUGGGCUGGACAAAAGGAUUGACUGGAGAUGAUCUUUCUCUGGAACUGAUGCUACAGCAGCUUGGGGAAGACAUUAACAAUGGGUCUCUGUCCAAUAAGACAAUCAGUCAACUGGAAGCAAUGGAAGAGAAGCUGGAAAUGAUGAAAGAAAAAACAGGAGCCUGCAACAAGGAUGUCAUUCAGAAUGCUAAACUUCUAGUGAAAGCCUAUACCUUACAGUCAGAAACUAGUAAAGCUGUAGACUUGGCUGUUGAGAUCUUCAAUGCUGGUGUAGAUGAACUCACUAAUGUGGUUGAGAAUGCUGAUGUUUAUCCUAAAGUCAUUACUUACUUGCAUGAGCUGAGGACUGAAGCUUUGAAGAUUCCAGAGGUAGAGCACAGGUUGAAGCCUAUCAGUUCACUUCCUGUUCAUGAUGGGAGGUUUUUAAUUGUCAAAAAUUUAACUGGCAAAUCUGUAAGCUGCCCUGCUUCAGACUCUAUGACUGUCCUUGACCUGAAACAUAUCCUCCUUGAAAAAGAAGGGGUGCCUCUAGAACAACAGAGAUUAAUCUACAAAGGUUGUAAUUUAGAGGACAAUGCUGUCAUUGGGGAGAGUGGUUUGAACUUUGGUGACUGUAUUCAUCUUGUGCUUAAGCUUAGAGGUGGAUUAGCAGAGGAUCAGGAAACAGAAAAACAGAAAGCUAAGGUAGACAUGAAGGUUUCAUAUCGCACAACAAGAUCUUGUAGAUCAGUUGAAAUUUACGAUGAAGUGGAAGUGGAUACCGAUGAGUUUGGAGAGGAUUGUUUUUUAAAAGGAAGUUUUAGUACAAGUUCGAUGUCUGACAGCUCACCAAAUAAAGAAGACAUGCUGGGUGGUUCAUUUGGCCUGAGAGGUUGGGGUAGUUCAUUUAAAAUUAUUGACGAAGCGGAUGUUUAUGCAGAUGGGUCUGUAGAUGAUGCUACUUCAUCCAAAAGUGCUAGUAUGAUUUGGAUGUCUGACAGCUCACCAAAACUUUCUUUAGAAAAGGAAGUCAUACCAUGUUCUUUAAGCUUAUCAAGUUUAAGUAAAUCAUCUGAAAUUAUUGAUGAAAUGGAAGUGGAUGCAGAUGAAUCUGAAGAGAAGUCUAUUUCACCCAAAUUCUCUGCUAUGAAAAAAAGAAUGUCAAGGAGACCAAGAUAUUCCCGUAGAGGGGGCUCAGGUGAUAUGGACAUGGGUUCACAACUUUUGAUCUCAGAAGAAGCAAUAGAAAGAGCUGAUCAAGAAAGAGAGUCACAGAAGAGCUCAUUUACAAGAUCCUUAUUAGGAAAGGCAUCUUCAAAAACAGCUGAAACACUUGGUUCACCACAGCUUUUAAGUAGGAAAUCACUAAUAAAGGAAAGUUUUAAAGGGCAUCCUGGGGAUUAUGAUUUAUCAAUGCCAUCAAUGAUAACCGAUCCUACAUCAAAUAGUUCGAUUUCUUUAGAUUUAGAGAAAAGUCUAGAACAUUGUUACAGUUCUAAACAAAAACCUGCAUCCAAAUUAUUGAAGUCUACAUUUCCGUUACCUAAGGCAAUACAGAAGUCAAAAACUAUGGAUGCGGUUGAUGUAUAUGAAGCUCCACCACUCUCUAAAGUCUUUGGUUCUGUGAAGAUGAGCAACACUAUUCAGGGAUCUCCAUUGGGCACAGGAUCUUUGUUUUCUGAUACACUUGGUUCUAAAUUCUGGGGAGCAGCACCACCUCCCACAAUGCUUGUUAGCACAGGAUCUUCCUCUGGUGUCUUUGGGUUUGGAGCAGGAGAUGAAGUGCCACCAGCAUCAUGUGUAGCUCAUUCUGUCUCAAGGUCACCCUUUAACUUAACUCCUUCUCAAGGUGCAGCCCCACUGCCUAGUGCAUCUUUUGGCACAGGAUAUUCUUCUAACUUAUUUGGUUCAGUACCAUCACUACCUUCACAUGCUGUAGGAUCUUCAACUAAAUGUGCUGUACCACCACCACCACCUCCAUGUGAUGUACCAAUACCACUAUCUUCCUCCCUUCAAGUCCAACCUGUUGCACUUAUUAUUGACCACAAAAGAGAAGAGGAUGCACUACCCCAUAUUCCUCCGCCUCUGUUUAGCAUGAGGAGAAAACCAUUAUCAACUACUAAAUCCUUGUUACAUUCACCACCACAGUCUGAAUCUCCUGGUGAGCAUACACAACUUUCAAACCAAUCUUUGCAGAGAAGCAACAUUACCUUUCUUUUUGCUGAAAAAUGUAAAGCACCACCAGUGUUAAAACCCUCAAGCUCUAAACAUUCUAAAUCUGCUUCUGUAGAUAGGAUUUUAUCAUCUGCAGACAUUAGGAUUGGUUGUGUAGAGCUUUCAGAACCAGUACAAUUAGAUGUCUCAAGAUCAGAUGUCUCAAGCGUUAGCGCUAGAGCAGAGUCCCAGCAGUACCAAGGGUUAGAAAUGCCAAUAAUGCCCAGUUGUGAAGGCAUUUCAUCUCCAAGAGCAUUCAGCUUACCAGCAAGGCAUGUAUUUAAAAGUCAUUAUCAGCUACAACCAGAGUCAAUUCAACCUUUACCUUUCAAUGACACUAAGAGUGUUGUAUUGAAGAACUCAGCAGUUUAUUCCAAGAGAGCUGAAACCCUUAUGGCCAGAGAAGUACAAGACAGUUAUUGCCAUGAUAUAGAAAUGGGAGAUAAUCUUCUAUUUGAUUUUAAUGAACAGCUUGACAUGUAUGAAGACAAAACCCUUCCAAUGUCAAGUGAGGAUUAUAAAGCAAUAGAAGGGAGUCAGCCAAUCAGAAGUAAGCAUCUCUUCGACCUUGGCAUUGGGACUGAUGUUACGAAUGUAAGAUGUACAUACAGAAAACUUGACCGUGAGACUUUGAUCAGACUGAUGAGCUGUCAAGCAGUGGAUGGUAGCUGGCAGUUUGGCAUGACACUUGACCAACUCCUAGGAAUCAAUAGUGGACAAUGUCAACAUAUUCUCAUUCAAAGUGGACUCAAGUCACUUGGAAGCACUGCUGAACAGAACAUCCAAAAAUACUUGGCCACUCUUUUGGUGCUUAUUUCUCUCUAUGAGCUGGUGGAGCCUGUUUUGGACCUGGAAGUUUUGCUGAAGCUGCGGCUGUCAAAUAUAGUCAGCUUCCUAGAGAACAAUGAAGAGACCUUCAGAAGUCUAGGGUUGACCUCAGAGGAAAUGUCAAGGACAACUUCAGCAAUCAACAAGGCCUUUAGGUUCUGCCAAUCUAUGGACACCAUGUAUCCCAUAGCCUGCAGCACAUUGGAACUGGGGCCCAGCUGGUACCAUGUGGUGUUCACUAUGAUGAAGUAUUGAGUCUCAGACUCAAAGUUGGUGAGAGAAACUGCUUUAUUUUUUACAUGAACUUGUUAACACUGCAUUUGUUUCUAAUUCAAUAAUUAUGUCCCUUGUCUGUUUGAAUCUAGCUUAUAAUUUUGUUCCCCUCUAAUCCUUAUCAAGGAGGGUAGUAACCUUUGUAAUUAGUUUCAUGUAAAUUAUAUGUACUUAUGUUUUUAUUUCUUUUUCCUAUUCUAUUUUUGUUUUUAAAGUAAAUAAUGUCAAUGUGUGUCCCAGCUGUUCUUAUAAAACAAUAGAAUUUUUUUCUUAAACAUUUUAUUAAAAUUAUUUUAAAGUUUGUUGAGUUAGCAUAUUUUAUUUCAUUGUCAAAUAAUAAACAUUUAUUAAUCAUUCAAAAUACAUUUUGUUUCUUUAUCCGAAUAUAUUUGAUUCUCUCCAUUUUUUAUAAUACAAACUAAAAAAAAAAUUAAUUUUUUAUCCUCCUGUAUCUAUUACAUGACUUUUUAGCUUGUUUGUCAAUAUAGAAUUAGUGCUAAGUAGUUGGAACAUUUGUGGCUACAGACAAUCCUAUUUCAUGAUAUUUUAGUUGGAAAGUUUAGGUGUUAACUACUUUUUUUCUUUGAAAGCUUACCAAUUUGUGUUUCAAGCCAUUUUGUUUCUUGACAAUACAUCACUUUUCAAAGAAUACAUCAAGAUAAGAGAAAUGAGGAUUAAGAAUGGGAAAUAAUUAUGCUCUAUUUUAGGAAAAAUUCCAAAUUAAUUUUGUUAUUAGUCAAAAAAAUGUUAUAGAAAUGUAAAACUUUAUUAUGUGUUUCUGGUGUAUAAGCUACUAAUAGCUAACAAAACAUUUAUUUUUUUAAAGAAGUAAGUUAGAAAUCACAUUUAUGGUACAUAUUCUACAUAUUUAUUUUAAAAUGAGAUUUUUUAUUGGAAGUGUUUUAUUUUUUUGGUAUACUGCACUGCUGCCCAUGUACUAAUAACAGCAAUGUCUCUGCCUACAUAUUUUUCCACAUCUGGUGCCUAGAAAACUGUUAUUGGCUGGGGGUCUAUUUAAGUUUUCUUUUUGUCUUCUGUGCCUAUCUUCAACUAAUAGAGUGGUGCCAAUGGCUCUCAAAACACAUGACAGAAGUGAACAACUUCUUUUAUAGACAAUUUAAGGGAUAAGUUUUUGUCCAAACCGAUGUCCAAAGUUUCCUCUAGAUGAUCAUUUAAUCCCAUCCAAUUUUUAGCCUUUGCGUGGCUGCCCAUGCCAUGCAGAGGCCUUAAAAGGUAUACUCCCACAAUGUAUUGAAUGAAUGAGAUGGUGGAAGGGACAUGGACUAGUGAGCCCUUCCUUCUUAACAACCUGCAAUCCACUCUGUACUUUGUAAGCCAACUUGAGGUUCCAUGUUAUAAACUUCUCCACUAGGGUGCCAUAAUAAGGGUGAGAAAAUACAAUUUACAUUAGAUCAAUGUUUCUCAAACAUUUGCCAGCUGCGCCCCUCUAGAAAAAAAGAAUUUCAUUAGUGCCCUCCUUAGCCAGCUAGGAGCUUUGGAGAGCACUGUAGGCUAUCAUAGUGUCUCCUUGAGGGAGGGCUUUAAGAAUGUUUGAGCGCCACAGUUUGAGAAACUGCACUAGAUAUUGCCAUCAAUUUGAUUCACCAUGAAAGAAGACUUCAUUGGCAGUGGGACUUAAAUGUUGCCAGACGUUUCUCAUCUCUUUGUUUACAUGUAGAAAGUCAUGUGAUGUUAUGCUGUAUUCAGACAAGCAGGCAAUCAUCUUUUAACAUGAAUAUUUUGUAUGGAGUGUGGUAGGAUUGUGAUUGGUAGCUUGUAGUUUAUAGAUUCUGAUAUUUGUGCUGAAAAUGUUAACCUGCAUUGUGGACCCAUGGGAGGACAAAUCAGGGGCAACUUAGUUUGUGUGAUCAUUUUGUGUAUUAUCUUAUUUUGUUAGAACUUAUUUUUUAAAAUUUUUUUUUUAAUGAUACCAGCAUUAGUAACAGCUAAUACAAAAAAUCUGCAAUAUUCAAAGUUAUUAAGAAUUUAAAGUCCAUUGGUUUCAUAAAAUUGUUUUAUAGUUAUAAGAGAUAUUUUUAUUAGUUAAUUCUGCUACCAAAUAUGUCCAUUUUUCAAUGUAUUAUAUGUAGCUAUCAAAUAUGUCAUCGUUUCAAUGUAUUAUAUGUAGCUAUCAAAUAUGUAAUCGUUUCAAUGUAUUAUAUGUAGCUAUCAAAUAUGUCAUCGUUUCAAUGUAUUUAAUAAAGCAAUCAAAUAUGUACUUGUUUCAGCUGUUCAAUGUAUCAUAUUAUUAUUAUAUAAAAACUUGUAGUAAGAAUUGCAUUUAAAGUUGCAACAUAAUAGUCACAAUUAGAAAACACAGUUUUUAAAAAAAACUUCUUAAUUUGCUGUGACUAAAUCUGUUCUUUGUUAUUGAGAAAAAGAGCCAUCUGUAUCUCCUGCUUUUAAAAAGAACCAUAACUGUGGGUUUUUUUCUAUGGCCUCCAAAAGGAUUCUGUUGUGCAGUCUGUCUGUCUGUCACAUUUAAAUCCAAUUUGGCAAUUAUCUAUAGAUUGCUCAAAAUCAGAUGCAUCUGUUACUAUUUGUCAUCUAAACAUGAAGUCACACACUCACUGCACCUUUAAAAAAUUUGUUUCUAACCUAGAGUAUAAGAUCCUCAUAAAUCUCUUGAAUGUAUAAAACCUACUUGGCCAAUAUAUCUUGUCUGAGUGGAAUGGCCAAUCUAAGGAAUAUGGCUAAUAUGUGACAAAACCAGUCUGAGACACACUGUCAAUCUAAGUGACAUAGCCAAUGUGUCACAAGUCACAGCCAAUCUAAGGACAUGGCCAUUAUGUCACAAAGACAGUAAGAGUCACAUGGUCAAUAUACGUGACAUGGCCAAUAUGUCACAUAGCCAACAUAAGUGACAUGAUAUUUAUGAAUGAUAUGUCCUGUGUCAUAUUUUUGCUAUAAUAUUCCUUACAUUGCUUUUUAUUUUUAUUUUGCUUGUACAUACUAUACAUUAUAUUUAUAUCUAGAGCCAACCUGGCAAUGCUGGCGAACUAAUGAAAAGAGUUCUCUUACUUUGUAUAUAAACAGCAUAGAUCCAGUCACCAGCUCCACCAGUUACAUUUGUAUGUUCACUCAAUGAGGAUAUUAUAAAUAAAACUAUUCUACAUCUA